GGUGUCCCUCCAAUUGCAUCUUGUGGCCCUAGAGUCCAGGGCUAUGUGAUUCUUUUACGGCGGAGGGAUACCUCUGUAGAGAGAAAUGUCGGCAAUGCGUAGGAAUCUCGGGAUGCAAUUUACUCAAAGUCAGGAAUUAUUUGGAUUUUAAAUCUUUUCCCAGCGUUAUCUUAGUGAGAAAUUUGGCAAUAGUGUCAAAGUCACCUUUUACUCUCAAUGAUUUUUAUUUUCACUAUUUCAAAUAGGUGUAUUUUCCAGAGAAAGACAAUACGACAAAACUGCUGGAUUUGGGGAAAAACAUGGAGACAAGGAGGGGAAGGACACGACUAAAUGACUAAGCUUGAAGUUUUCAGCCAUCAAUGCAUUCAGGAAUCUCUUGGAGUUAACAUGUAUUGGACAUUUAAGAUAUAUCGAUUAUUUCCUGUUCUGUGGGAACAAAACUGCCGGGAAAAUAUUCAUUGAAUCUGGACAUCAAGUUAGCGUUCGAACAAACUCUGCUCAGUUUACAUCAAAGGAUUCGGAAGUUUUCUCCCGAAAAUCUAUGAGAAGAUUAGCCAGUUUGGAAUUCUGGUCGAUGGAAUUGUACUGGGGAAUCACAAAUGGGUAAUUCUACCCCAACAGUGUUUACCCCACAAAUCUUACCCCAAGGAACAUCUUAAACAUUAUCACUCCGAAUAGCACCGCGGCAAAGCGGUGUUUUGUUAAGUAUUUUCCAUCCAGUGUUCACCUCAACAGGCCUGUAUAGGCUUAAUGAAAAGACCACGUAUAGAUAGUGACGGAAGAUGUGCAAUUUACGUGUUGUUAGAAUGUUAAUAUUGAAGGAGUAGAACUUUUACAGACUUCCGUAGUUGUACAAAACUUUUCGGAAAUCUCAUAGACACGACUAUACAAACGUGUCUGGGAAAUGCUGUAACUGGAAACUCAGUGAGCGAUGGGAACAUAUCUGAAGAGAAAUGUGGUCAUUGACACGGAGUAAUACCGAGUGACAUUUGGACAGCAAAAUAUUUUUGGUCUUUUUAUAUGACUGAAGGGUGAGAGUUGCGAGACCACAGAAAAGUUGAAAGCGUCUAUUAGGCUACAUUGUAGCUGAAAACAAAUUAACAAUAGGAGCGGUUACCUCGCAUAUAUAUUUCCACAACUUAGGCAAAGAAGGCUCGAUGUAGACCGUGUGAAAGGUUGUCGUGUAAUGAGCCUACCUUAUUUUCACUUGAAGACUUUUAGAUUGCAGCCUUUUUGAAAGUAUUUGACAGUCUUUGAAAUAUUAACUAUGGUUGCAUGAACUUAUCAGUUAUCCAUGUUCAAAACUAUCCGGAGUAUUUUUCUGUACAGGACUACAGUAUGUGGUAACAUAUACCAUCGUUUUGUUCAACCAACAAUUUCCUGUCUUGUGAGAAGCCUAAUAACAUAGAUAUCUGGAACUGGCCGAAGACGAGCAUACAGUGGAAUAAGCUAUCGUAGACUAUUGUCAAGAUCAUCAUUAAUUUCGAAACACAUUGGUUGGACGUUACCAAUUUUCCAACGUACGAGGGAGAUUGUACACAUUAAAAUGAUAGUUGGAUAAAGGCUGAAGAAAUUAAACGAAAGCCCAAUGAGCGGCACACAGUCCACGAUAACUGACAGGUUUCCCAAAAAAGCUACCAGGACAGGAAGCAUUCUCAGCAAGGACCAUCCCCCAGACAAGAAACCCAAGAGUGACAAGUCAGCUGUCCCCUCCUCCAAUGAGUUUGAUCCCACAGAGCUGCUCGUGCAGAGCAGCAGCCUCAGCAGCAGUAGCAGUAGCAGCAGCUGCGUUGUAGCCGAUGGAAAGCCAGAGUCCUGUGGGCUUGUUCAGCGGUGUGUCAUCAUUCAGAGAAACGACAAUGGCUUCGGCCUGACUGUCAGCGGAGACAACCCUGUGUUUGUGCAGCUCGUCAAAGAAGAUGGAGCUGCCAUGCGGGCUGGUGUGCAGACAGGAGACAGGAUCAUAAAAGUCAAUGGAACAUUAGUAACACACUCAAAUCAUGUAGAAGUUGUAAAGUUGAUCAAAUCCGGCUCCUAUGUGGCCCUCACGGUGCUCGGCCGGCCCCCGGGGCUGCCUCAGAUCCCACUGUCUGAGGGCGAGGGAGACCCGGGGUCCCUAUCCCUGUCCUCCCCGCACUCCACUGGUCCCACCACAGGAGAGCGCUCCUCCUCCUCCAGCCCCUCUGACCGCGUCACCUCCCCACUGCCUGCCUGGGAGGAGAACAGCACAGUGCUCAACCAGAAGGUGGAUAUCUUGCAGAGGAUGCUGAUAAAAGUUCAGCAAGAUCUCCAGGCCAUGAAUGAGGAGUACCGCAGGAACCCCAACCCCAAACUACUGAAGGAGAUCCAGGAAGCCAAGAAGCACAUUCCACAGCUACAGGGACAGCUAAGCAAGGCUACAGGAGCUGGACAGGAUGGUGCCGUAUCAUCUCAGCUGCAGGAGGCUGAGCUGGAGGACGUGGGCGGUGGGGAGAGCGAGCAGCCCCUGUCCUGGCCCAAUGACUCAGCCACAGAUGGGUCCUGGCCCAACAGCACAGCGCCUCCUGCCUCUCCGUGCCCGAACGCUGCCCUCCCAGAUAGUCCGUGCCAAAGAGGGACCCCCUGCCACAGUCCAAAGACCACUCCACGAGGCAGCAUGAACUCCUGCCCCUCGCCAGACACCGAGGACCUGCCAGAGCUGGACUCCCAGUCCAGUGUGGGCAGCCCCAUGUCACGCUUACCCACUCAGAUCAUUGGUGCUGAGGAUGACUACUUUGACACCGAGCAGGACCAGAUGAAUGGUCAGUGCAGCUGUUUUCAGAGUAUGGAGCUCCUGAAGUCUCGGCCUGCUCACCUGGCAGCCUUCCUCCAUCACGUGGUCUCUCAAUUCGACCCUGCGCCCCUGCUGUGCUACCUCUAUGCUGACCUGUACAAGCAGACCAACCCCAAAGAGACGCGACGGAUUUUCAUGGACCUGCACACAUUCUUCAUGGACAGAACAGCGAACCUAAAGGUAGCAGUGCCUGAGUCCAUCUCAGCUGACCUUGAACGGAAGAGACCAGAACUGAUUCCAGAGGACACGCACAGACAGUACGUGCAGCAGCUUCAGGAAGCACUCCUGACGGACGUGCAGAAGAACCUGGAGGACUUCAGGCAGAAGCGCAGUAUGGGACUGACUCUGGCCGAGGCAGAGCUCACGCGGCUGGACACGGAGACGGUGAGGAACCGCGUGGGACUGGAGAGGGAGCGCUCCUGUGCUGAACACAUAAUCUCCAAGAUCGAGGAAGUGCUUUUGACGUCCCAGCCCACAGAGGAGGAGAAGUGCAGCACUAUGCAGUUCGUGAUCCUCACCUACAUGAAGCAUCUGGGGGUGAAGGUGAAGGAGCCGCGAGGCCUGGACCCCAAACCCAAACGCAUCAACUUCAACCUGCCCAAGAUCAAAGUGAAGGGCAUAAAGCCAGAAAAAGAAGGAGAAGAAAAAGUGAAGAAAGGCAGAUUCCCCCCCUUUCUGGGUCCUCCCAGACGGCCCAGUCGCAUUGAUCCACCAUCAAUUGGCAAGGCCUUGGAGAUGAGUAAGCAGCGUCCGCAGAAGCAGCUCUCGCAGCCGGCCCUCAGUGUCGCUGAGCAGUCCGACUCGUCGCCAGGGGCAGGGUCGGGGCUGGGUGGACGGCCCCGCGGCAGCCAGUCCAGCGACAGCUCAGACACCACGCACGUCGGCGCAGCCACCACGUCCCCGCCGCACAGCGCCCCUGCAGCACAGAGCUCGGAUGGCUCCGGCCGUGACACUGAUUCUGGAUCCACCCCGUCCUCUGCCCUGCCCAGACUAGGGGACGGCGUGCACCAGGGUGACCCCCUGGACGGAUCAGCGCAGGGCUCAGGCACCCACUUCGACUUCAACCUGCUGCAGGAGGAGGAGCCUGAGGGUGACAGGACCCAGGAGGGAGGCACGCCGAAGCCAGCCAGGAGGAUGGAGCCGCUGGGCUCCUGUGAGGUGCAGAGCGAGGACGACCAGGGCACCGAGGUGGAGCUGGAUCAGGACCCCUCUAACUGGCAGAUGUCAGUCCCCCGAGAGAUCCUGCAAGGACUCCCAUCUCAGGAAAUCAAACGUCAAGAAGUCAUUUAUGAGCUGUUCUAUACGGAGCGGACUCACCUGCGAAUGCUGCGCGUCUUGGAUAACGUCUUCUAUCAGAAGCUGAACAGAGACAGCAUCCUUCCUGCGGGCGACAUCAAGCACAUCUUCACCAACUUAGAGGAGAUUGUCCAUCUACACGCCUCCAUUGAAGGACACAUGAUGGCUAUCCGGAAAAAGAAUGAAGGUUCAGUCAUUGGACUGAUAGGAGAUGAUCUGCUGACCUGGUUCAGUGGAACAGAGGAGCAGAAGAUUAAACAGGCGGUCGGAACCUUUUGCAGUAACCAGCCCUUCGCACUGGAGCUCAUCAAGAGCAGGCAGAAGAAAGAUCAGCGCUUUAUUUCCUUCAUGCAGGAGGCUGAGAGUAAUCAGCUGUGCCGCCGGCUCCAGCUCAAAGACAUCAUUCCCAUGGAGAUGCAGCGACUCACCAAGUACCCCCUGCUGCUGGAGAACAUUGCCAAAAACACCGAUGAUCUGGAGGAGAGGGACAAAGUGAAGAGAGCUGGAGAAUGCUGCAGGAACAUCCUGAACCAUGUCAACCAGGCUGUGAAGGAGGCUGAGAAUAAACAGAGGCUGGAGGACUACCAGAGACGGCUGGAUUUGUCCUCACUGAAGCAGAGCGAGAACCCCAUGAUCUCAGAGUUCAAGAAUUUGGACUUGACCAAGAGGAUAUUGGUGCAUGAAGGACCACUUUCAUGGAAAGUCAACAAAGACAAGACAAUAGAGCUGUACACGCUGCUGCUGGAGGACAUCCUGGUGCUGCUGCAGAGGCAAGACGAGCGCCUCAUCCUCAAGUGCCACAGCAAGAACCUGGCUGGCACAGCUGACACCAAACACAUCUUCAGCCCCAUCAUCAAGCUCAACACCGUGAUGGUGCGCUCUGUCGCCACAGACAACAAGUCCUUCUUUGUGCUGUCCAUGUCAGACAGCGGUGCUCAGAUCUAUGAGUUGAUGGCACAGGCUGUUUCUGAGCAGAGAACGUGGCAGCGUCUCAUCACCCAGAGGGCAGACUCCAUGAAGAAGAAGCAGCACAACAUCAUACCUCUACCCCAGCCGGACGGUGAGCGAGAGACUGUGGAGAUAAUGAACUCCGCUGGCGUUCAGAAACUCAACAAAGAUUCGGACCGCAUCUCUACCGGAAGCAUCCAGUCCCCUGACAAAGACUUAGCUUCCUCCCAAGGGAUUCUUCACACCCCUCCUCCUGGGUCCAACCCGUUUGAGAGCAGUAAAUCGGAGGAUGAGGAGGAGGAAGAGGAGUCACCACCAGUGCGGGAAGAAGAAGAGGGGCCCUUCCUAGAAACGGACUUGGCUGACAAAGAUGCCUUCAUCCAGCCUGGGGCGUGUCCGGCUGUUGUCAUGGACGAUGAGGAGUCUGAUGCCUUUGGCUUUUCCUCCUCCAGAGCUGAUGAAGCCAUACGGACUUUGGCAGCGCUGCGGCAGCUUCUCAUCACCCACAUGAUGAGUCCGGAGGAGGGAGAGCGUGCCGAGGGGGGAGAGCGUGCGGACACGUCGGUGCCGGCGCGGGCCCCCGAGGACACUGGGGGCCCAGGGCCUCCUGCGGUGAACAACUCUGAGAAGACAGGGCACGCACAGGCCCUCCCUGAGCUGCCGUCUACCGACACGGCCCUCUGCGAGACACCCGAGUGCACAGCAGGCAGUUACAUGGUCCUGGAGGGUUACGGGGGUUUCGAGGAAAGCUGCACUGACGACGAUGUCCAGGCGGGCGACUCGGUGAUCGACGUGACGAAGCUCCUCUCCUCGUCCUCGCAGACCACGAGCGGACCAAACCUCAGCCGGCAGGUCAUGACCCACAUCCGCCUCCUUCAGGCCAACCUGCAACACCUCAAGGAUGUGGAGAUUAAGUAUAACCAACUUCGCCAAAGGCUCGCCGAAGCAUCUACCGACACAGUGGAGAACAAAGACAAUAGUUAGUGAUUCAGGGAGAUGCUCCUCUGCUCCAACCUGGAACGACCCCCACGGGAGACAGGGGUGUGUGUGGUGGACACAUAGACAGCCCACUCCAGCAUGCCCCCUCUCUCCUGUGCUAACGCUCUGAAAUGGACACAGACCGCUUGGAGCGGGCGGCCGAGGAAGACGGGAGUGCUUCACACGUCCUCUCCAGCUGCCCCCUUGCUCUUCCCAAAUCCUCCACUCAAACGGAGGACCGCAUCUUAAGAGCAUCUAUGCGCACAUCUAUACCAAUUCAGAACGAAGUUGCUCGGCAUAGCCUGCUUUCUCAGAGAUCUUGGGGUUAUAUUUAUUGGAAUUUAUGUGAAUGUUAAGUUUUCCCUGAUGCCUCCACUCACUGGUCAUUUCAGGAGACUUCUCCCACUUUAUUUUGAAGCAGCUGUAUCGCCACAUAGGGAGAAGACUGUUGCACUCCAUGCUCUCUGUCUAGUCCGCCAUUCCUUAAGCCUGCUUGAGUCGCUGGUCCCUUGCUCUAAAGGUGUAGAGAAUUACAACAGAUCCUCUGUUGUCAUCAAAGGGAACUCUUCAUAAAUGUAUGAAUUCAUCGCUGACAUGGAGGCUUGUUACGAGGCCAAAUCAGAAACAAAUGCUGAAUGAUGCUGUCCCAUAUUUCAUAUUGGACUGAAAAAAUUAGGUCAAGGUUGUGUUUUUUUUUUUUUUUACAACCUCAGUUGUGUCGAUUUCACGUCUCGGUAGAAUUGGGUAACUCCUUCAGUAGUCUGUCCUUUAUAAGGAUUACGUAACAACUUAAUAAGCACAGCAUAACACAUUCAUGAGCAUUAUGUUAACAAUCUUUACAUAUUCUCAUGCAUGCUGCACUGUAUGUAUGAUGACCUAAUUUGCCAUUAUCAACAUGAAAUAUCUUGAAUGUUAAUGUUUUGUUAAUGAGCACAAUAUCAAGCCUAGGAAGAAAUGUUUCGGCGAUAGGGCUGCUGUAAUAAAUUGCCUCUUUCCACCACAAAAAGGCCUUCUAUAGACACGUUCAUAUCUCCACGGCCUCAGUAUCAUGACCUGAAGACACACUGCAACAUACACUGUGUCCAUUCGUUGGAGUAAUAGACUGAAGCUAUUGGGACUUCUACAGCAGAAAUGGUUGUCCAGGUAACUCGUUUACAGCAGUGGUUCUCAAUCUCGUCUUUGCAUGUUUUCAGUCCUUCCUUGCAUGCCCACUUUACUCAUCGGUGGCCCUUUUUGAUUAGCUGAACAAACUUGGAUUGGUUAAAGGUAGGGUCUGUGAUUCUGAGCCCAUACAAAUUAAGCAAAUCGCUCCCCUAGCUGUCUGUUCAGUCCUAGCGCUGUACACGGGUAGCAAACAUGGUGGCUCAGAUCAAGUCAUCAACAGUUCCGGCCAAUUCAACAUGUUGCCCCAGGUGCAAGGAAAAGAGAGGGCUGAUUUGAUUGGCUGUUGAGCUAAAACAUCAACAUUUCGCCAGAAUCGCAGAUAAAGAUAAUAAAGAGCAUUUGAACGACAUUGAUUUUAGUCAGAUGUGUUCCGCUCCAGUAUAGAUGGAGGUUAUGCAGGGCAAAGGGGCAGAAGCAGGAUCAGAAGUGAAAAACCUGAUUUAAGUGAUUUAACAGCGUUUUGAAUUAUUGGGUUUUCUGAAGGUACACCGUGUCGCUGAAUACCUGAAUAGUAGAGGAUACUGAUGCUUGAUUACAUAACAGUCUUUGACCGAGGAAAGCUCUCUAUACUCCAGCACCUCCACAGAAAGAGAGGUUGGUUCCUGGUUCCCAAUCAUCCUUUAAAAGGAUAUCUAAAACAGAAGGCUAUCAGCACUGAGUAGUGAGAUUGGAGUAAGACUGACGCCAUUACAACAUUUAUCAUCAGGUACGUUGAAGUAACGUUGUCAGUGUAGACAGAGACCGACUCUGCUGGUAGCAUGGUGUGAGGCAAUGCCUUUUUCUCUCUCCAUCACAAAUGUAACUGUGGCUUGGUGGUUGUGUAACUGUAGGAGUUAAGGAGGCAACUUUUCCUUUGUAUCCUUUGGAAAUGAAGCUACUGAAGAUCUCUUCACCUUAGAGGGGAGGACACAAAUUUCUGUAAAAUACAUGUGUAACAGAACUACAUUGAAACAGAGUUUGCCGAAAACGCAACGGUCCCCACAUUUGCAGGACUCUCGCGACAAGAUGAAUUAUUGGAGUUCAGAUAUAUGAAGAAACACCAGAGCUUAUGAAAUGACCUGUAUGGUUUAUUUUAAAUGUAAAAUUGUAAUUAUGAACACUGCAUCUCUCACCAGAGGAGUCCUUGAACGUGCUCUUCUGCUUUCUACACCUUAUGUACUGUUUUAACAUAAACUACUAAGACGAAAAAAAUAAAAGACUGCAAGGUAUUCCCUAAAUAUUAAUGUUAUCUGUAUUUUUAUUAUUUUGUCUAGAUGUUCAUGAGGUAUUAUAUUUUAUGAAGAACACUAUUAUGAUCUUUGGCUUUCUGUUGAAAUCAUGAAUAACUUUAGUUGAGAGAUUCUAUUAAAUUUGAAACUGAUACAAUGUCAAACAUAAAA
Clupea harengus (Atlantic herring) is the source of this 8577-nucleotide messenger RNA. RefSeq names its product Rho guanine nucleotide exchange factor 12b (gene arhgef12b). The record is from RefSeq and is a predicted model, not a curated record. Gene Ontology annotation, molecular function: G protein-coupled receptor binding; guanyl-nucleotide exchange factor activity. Gene Ontology annotation, cellular component: cytoplasm. Gene Ontology annotation, biological process: G protein-coupled receptor signaling pathway; intracellular signal transduction. Lineage: Eukaryota; Metazoa; Chordata; Actinopteri; Clupeiformes; Clupeidae.